Penicillium robsamsonii is the source of this 249-nucleotide messenger RNA. RefSeq lists its product as uncharacterized. The record is from RefSeq and is a predicted model, not a curated record. The coding region runs from base 1 to 249 and encodes 82 amino acids. NCBI's taxonomy places the organism in Eukaryota, Fungi, Ascomycota, Eurotiomycetes, Eurotiales, Aspergillaceae. The transcript has a single exon.
AUGAAUUAUGCUAAUACCAACCCACAGAUUGACUUCCCAGCCGUCGCCAAGCACUUUGGCAUCAAGACCAAUGCCGCUAUGAUGAGGUUCAAGCGUCUGAAGAAGAAGCUUGACGCAAUGGAAGCAUCCAUCAAAAGUGAUGACCCGGACCAGGACAAGGAUAAGGAUCAGGAAAAGGGUCAGACCAACGAGGCCAAGACUGAGGAUGAGGACGAUUCCAUGGACGAAAUUCCCCCCGAUAGCGAGUAA